Messenger RNA from Paramecium primaurelia, 2047 nucleotides. The record is from the annotation of a GenBank genome assembly. Lineage: Eukaryota; Ciliophora; Oligohymenophorea; Peniculida; Parameciidae.
GUACUAAAAUUCGACAUUGGGUAUAUUAAUUAGAACAUUUUACCAAAUUUUAAAAAAAAUCCUGAAUUAACAAACUUUUAUAAAAACUUAGUAUCUGAUAUUAUUAUAAUAAAUAGGUAUCUGAUUUGUAAAAAUAACUUUCUUCUAUUUCAUAGUAAAUUAAAGAUGAACAAAUUAAAGAAAUUUAAUAUAUGAAAAUGGUUAAUGAAACAUUUCAAUUAGAAUAGAUUAAGUUUAAGGAUGCUACACCAGCUAUGAAGAAUAGAAUUGGUUUAAGAUGCAAGACUUUGAACUAAGAAUUAGAAGAUUUGAAAAACAAAAAAUUUGAUAAAAUUUGUUCAGAAUUUGGAUGUGGUCCUGACUUGACACAGAAAUUUUUAUAUUAAGAAUUCCAAGAGAAACCAUUUAAAGAAAAAGCAAAGGAAUUACUUGUUAGACAUAAAGAAUAUUUAAAUUUAACAUAAUAUUUAAGUACUCAUAUGAAAGAAGAAAAAAGAGAAUUGAUAGAAUACUUAAUUGGAAAACUUGAAAAAAGCAAAGCAAUUUAAAAUGAUUUAAAAGAAGGUAAAAAUAUUGAUUUUUCAAAAUUCUUUAUUUCUGAAUUCAAAGAAAUUACUGAAGAUUAAUUUCUUGGAAUUCCUAAGAUUGAAUAUUAGGCAAAAAUCCAAAGUAUGUUGGAUUAAGUGAAUUAAGCUUUGAAAGAAGAACAACUAUAUUAUAAAGUGGCUUCACUUGCAAAACCAAUCAUUUAAGUUAUUCCUGGAACAAAAUAAAUGCAGAAAGUUAAUCCAGCAGAUAUAUGCAAACAAUAUUUUGCCAGAUAUGAAGAAUUAUAGAAGUUUUUAUCAAAUUAAAAAAACUUAAGCUGGACUCCUUUACCAAUAUUUAAAUUAGAAUCAGAAAAUAGAGAAGUAUCAACUAUAAAUAAAGAUGUUCCAAAUGGUAUAUUAAGAAUUCAAUUUAAAAAUUUUGUAAAUGGAGAUAAGUUGUUAUUAUAAUAUGAAUUAAAUAUAGGAAAGUAAACUUAUUUUAAUUCUUAUUAGCUAACCAUAUCAAGGGAAAACUGAUUAAGCCGACAGUUAGGGUAGGUUAGGUUAUGCUUAAGAUAUAAAUCUAAAGGAUUUCAAGAAUGGUACAAAAGAAAUUCAUUUAUCUGUAAUUGAAAUUAAAGCAUUUAAAAAAGGAUGGAUAUCAAACGAUUUAAAAGGAUAAGGAAAGAUUUCAUUAAAUGAUUUGCUUGAUAUGUCUACAAUAGAAGGAGAUCUUCUCUUAAAUGAAAAGACAGUUUUACAAUAUUGUAUCAUGCUGAGAGAAUCAUUAAAUAAGAAAAAGACUGUAACGACAGCUUAAAUACUGAAAACAUACCCAAAAUUUGAUAAAACGAAUGGAAUGGAUUAGUACCUAGAAUAAAAAUUAAAAGAAAUACCUAAUGAACCAGUUCCUUAGUAAUAACAAAAGCCAGACAUCUAAUAAUAAUAAUAAUAAUAACAAUAAUAAUAACAAUAAUAAUAAUAAUAAAAGGAAGAAGAGGAAGCCUGUUAGGGUCCUUAAUUAUAGCCAGAUUAAUUAAUUGUAAUUAGUAGUAAUUUAAUUAGCUUUUAAAUCAUUAAGAGAAUGAUGAAGAAUUUUAGAAUGUUAAAAAAUUUGGAGAAAAAAUGCCAUAGUUACAAGAGGAAUUAUUGAAUCCUGAAAAUCCAUUAAGAGGAAGUGUCUUUUAUUUUUUAGUUUAAUAUUCACCAUUUUUACAAUAGAAAUCAGUUGAAUUAAAAAAGGACCCAUCUGAGAAAUUAUAAUAAAGAUUUGUUUAAAAAUUAUGGGAGGACUGCUUAAGAUAAUAAAAUAAAUUAAAAAACAAAUUAAUGAAUGAUAUGGAGAGUUAUUUUAAUGAUUUGUAAAAGAUUAUUAAAAAAGAUCAGUUGAUGAUAAAACUAUAUAAGUAGGCUUAAGCGCCAACUUGGGCUAAAUUUGUAGAAGGAAGAUUAGAAAUUGCAUUAUAAGAAGAAAAAGCAAUUUAAGAAUAAUUAUAAGCAGAAUGAUGUAUAAAUUU